This is a messenger RNA of Bombus pascuorum, 8532 nucleotides long. Its product is annotated as protein muscleblind. Lineage: Eukaryota; Metazoa; Arthropoda; Insecta; Hymenoptera; Apidae. The record is from RefSeq and is a predicted model, not a curated record. The transcript is spliced from 10 exons. Bases 3016 to 5556 code for a protein of 846 amino acids. Gene Ontology annotation, molecular function: metal ion binding.
AGGGGGAGGGGAGAGGGGGCGCUGGCAUCGGACAGUCGGUGUCGCGCCAGGCCCCCGCUAGCGGCUAGCCAAGCAAGCAGCAAGCAGUCGCAAUCCCGUCGCCUAACCAGCAUUGCUCGCCUUACCUUUUCACCCUCUUACAAAAUCGCAUUCGAGGCUUCCGUCAGCUGCAUAUAUUUGCCCCGUUCCAUCAACCGGUCCCUCCGACGUCGUCCGUCGUUGCACGUCGUCGCCAUUGCCGCCGCCACCGCCGCCGUUGCCGCUGCUGCUACUGCCGUCGUCAUCGUCGAACACGCAGUACGUCGUCGUUAUUGCUCUCGCAAUCGUCGUUUAGUCGCGCGUGGUUUCUUAGCAGCGGCCGUACUGAAGGGAAAAACGCGAGCGAAUAUAUAAAAAAAAUACGGAAUUCUUUUGUGAUCGAGUAAGCCGAUUAUGAGUUGGAACAGUGCAGCAGUUCACAGCAAGCACGCAUCAUCCGGGCCAGCGUUGUUCAAGUGAGAAAACAAGUUUUCGUGAUUUUUGGUGUCGCGAGAUCCGGCUGAUCGACCGGAACUGUAUGGUGAGAGUAGUAAAACGGAAAGUACCUUUUUCGCCGUUUCUUCUAUAUUUAGUGAGGAAGAGAGCAAGUGCAGCGUCCUUAAAGGCUAUUAAAUUCGCAGCUCGUAUGUCACACGUUCAAAGAACAAGCCGUGUCAUUGUUGAUAUAAGUGCUGACAAAUAAGAUAUAUAUAUAUAUAUAUAUACACACAUAUAUACACAUAUCUUAUAUAUAUAUGUAUCUACUAUUGGUGUGUUGUUCGUUACCACAGUGAGAAGUUGUAAACUCCAGAAGAACCAACGAGAAGGCUCGCCGACCGCCUAACCUGUCACGGUGACCGACAUCACGGCGAGAUCGCGGCUGAUACCUCCGCGUGUUCCGGCGCAAGAACAGCAGAAUCCGGAGUUCGACCGCGGGAGGAACCAGGAGUGCGCCGAAUAAAUGACGUAAAUCCGAGGAACGGAAACGCAACGUCACUCGCUAACUCGCAACCCCCCUUCCCCCUACCGUACCUCCCCCAUUCUGUCUUUCUCUUUUACCGUUUCCACGUUUCUCCUAUCCCACCCCUUCCCUUUGCCCGAUCCAGCACACCACCACGACCCGACCCUUCCACCACGUACGAUCUCCACGAUCCGACACACGACCGGACCCCUGACCCCCUGCCUCUUUACCCGCUUUGUCGCCUACCGCCUUCUUUCGUGCUUACACUCAAAUCUGCUCCAACCUUCGAGUCUUCUUCUCCCUCCGUUUCUUUCCAACGUUUCGCUCCGACAUUUUCCUCCCAUCCACCGUUCCUCAGCAGUAUCACGCCACCGUUGCUCCUUAUCUCGCCCCCUUAUCUCGCCCCUUCUCCAAGAAGCGCAACCGUGGCUAAGGUGAUCUUUCCGAAAAAUUCGAGUGCUCCGUUUUCUCUUACGGCCUACUACUACUACUACUACUACUAGUACUACUACUAUUACUACUACUACCUCCUCGGAGUCGUCCUUCCUCGUCCAAGUAGACUACACACAAGACACGCGUUAGCUUCAGAACCGGCUUGAAGGACACCACGACCGGCUUUUUGACACACACACACACCUCUCUCUCUUUAUAUAUAUAUAUAUAUAUAUACAUAUUAUAUAUAUAUUAUAUUAUAUUAUAUAUAUAUAUAUACACACCUCUGUGCAACAAAACUCGAAUGCAGCAACAAUCAGCCUAUAUAUUCGAUAAAGAACAAAAUCAACGCGUUCCUAGAGAGCAUACACUCGUUGAUCGACGUUUAUAGCUUCUCGAAGGCUUUCAAGCUUUGCCCAAACUACCACUACUACUUGCUCUAGUUGCUAAAGCGCCCUCCAAAGCUCUCCACGAGUGCAUCGUGCGAAGAUAAAAGGAAGAUCGAAGCAAGUCGAAUAUCGGUAGGAAGAAUCAAAACGGAGAGAGGAUCUUUCGUGCGCUAGCUUGUCUCUAGAGGCAAAGCAGGUCGACCGUGGCAGAAGCUCGACGCCAAAACGCCUAAAAACGCAGAAGCCAGAGCGCCUAAUCGCUGACAAUAUACAAACAUAAAUAUCGCCUCUUCUACUACUUCACUUUCUUUCACGCUGUGAAAAUAUCUUCCUCUGCCGACUUUCCUCGAGUAGAAGGGUGCAACGCGUUCCUCUUCCAGCCAACCGUUUCUACGUGAAUCAUCGAAAGGGUCGAGACGCGACGAUCAACGUACACGUCUACCAAACUAGCUGGAAUUACAAAGUCUCUCGAAAGAAAGAAAAAGGAACGGAAAGAGCUCUCUUUCUCUUUUACGCUAACUGGCAAGCACAGAGUUAACCGUAACUCGGUCUCUGCGUUACGACUGAACGUACCGCGAUCGAUAACAACUGUGUUUGAUAAAGAGCAGCCAGGCGAUAACGGUGUGUGCGUGUGCGUGUGUAUGUGUGUGAUCAUCGACGGUCUAAAUAUAGUUUAGAAUUUCUCGUAGAACUGGCGCUGACAAUCGCAAGCCUUUUACGCUACGCACGGUGUUCGAUAAUACGCGACAACGAAUCAUAGGCAAUUAAAACACAGAGGAAAGGAAAUCGAGAAAUUCGGAAAAGGAAAGGAUAAUCGAGAAGAAACGUGUAACGACGGGUUAAUUCGCGCUCGAACAUACGGAUAAAGUAAAAUCUUCGUUACGUCGUCGAUUACGUCGUCCGGUUUCCGCGAGUUUUCAAUCGUGAUUCAUCUACAAGGAAGAUCGUCCGAGCUCUUGGAAGAUCAUCGACUCGCCGCAGGACUCGUUCAUGGGACAAUAAGAUCGCACCCUACUCAAAGAAAUACUUCUUGCGCAAGAUUAGCCGGUGCGAGUGAACAAGAUUAAAGAGUCGAGGCUACGUGGAAGAGCAGCAUACGGACAGCCACGGUUUACGGAGGAAGGAGGAUAAACUAGAGUCGGUAGAAAAAAACCAGACUUUGUGUUAGUCCCUGCCUAAAGAAAGGAGUCCCGCGAUCUUCCAGGGCCAGAAAUUAUGGCAAUGGUCAACAUGAAUAACCUACUGAACGGCAAGGACUCUCGAUGGCUUCAGCUAGAGGUUUGCAGGGAGUUCCAGCGCAACAAGUGUACCAGGCCUGACACGGAGUGCAAGUUCGCCCAUCCACCAGCUAACGUCGAGGUGCAGAACGGACGGGUCACUGCUUGCUACGACAGUAUCAAGGGCCGAUGUAAUCGCGAAAAACCGCCGUGCAAAUAUUUCCAUCCACCGCAGCACCUGAAGGACCAGCUUUUGAUAAACGGGCGUAAUCAUUUAGCUCUGAAGAAUGCGCUGAUGCAGCAGAUGGGUCUUACACCGGCCCAACCAUUAGUGCCUGGUCAGGUACCAGCAGUGGAGGCACCGGCACCUCCGGCACCACACCAUCACCUUCAACAGCAAAUCCAGCAGCAACUUCUCGCUACCCACGCCUUUAUGGCGACGAAUCCGUACCUGACUGGUAUGCCUCAAGUUGGCAACACGUACAGCCCGUAUUUUGCGCCUAGUCCGAUCAUGCCAGCGAUCAUGGGUCCGGCGGAUCCAACAGGAGUCGGAAGCCCAUUGGGCGUGGUGCCGCAGACGGUGGCGAUGCCGCAGAAGAUGCCACGUACCGACCGCCUCGAGGUAUGUCGCGAGUUUCAACGCGGGGCGUGCAAACGCGGCGAGACGGAGUGCCGGUUUGCGCACCCCCUCGAGACGGUGCAGGCGAACGAGGACGGCUCUGUGACGGUCUGCAUGGACGCUGUCAAGGGCCGAUGCAAUCGGGACCCCUGCCGCUAUUUCCACCCCCCUCUGCACCUUCAAGCCCACAUUAAGGCCGCACAAUCUCGGGCUAGCAUUGCGACGGCGACUAUGCCGACGAACGUUGCGGGAAUGGGCGCGUUGGCUGGCGGAGUGUCAGGAGUGCCGGCAACUGCGGUUCCCGGAGGACUUCAGAGCGCCAGUAUAGCAAGCAUCGAACUCGGCAAGAAGCGGAUGCGCGACUCCAAUGAUGAUCUGCUAAUGAUGGACAUGAAGUCUGUCGGAUCGUUCUACUACGAGAACUUUGCCUUCCCAGGAAUGGUUCCGUAUAAACGACCGGCGGGCGACAAGUCCGGCAUGCCGGUCUAUCAGCCAACCGGCGCGACGACCUAUCAACAGUUAAUGCAGCUGCAGCAGCCGUUCGUGCCUGUGUCAUGUGAGUACACUGGAACACCACCCCUACCCACUCAAACCUCUAACCAAUCGGUCGUGCAACCCCCGAACGUGCAAAGCAACCACCACGCGGUGGUGGUUCAGUCCUCCUCCUCCUCUCAGGGAACCAGUGGCGCCACAGUGAAUAACUGCGCCGACGCCAACAAUGGCGUGCUGAUGGAUCCCUGCAACAAUCCACCGCCACCACCUCCAACCGCCGACAAUAACAGUAACAAUAGUAGCGGCAAUAACAAGCAGCCGAAUGCGACGCAGAAUCACGACGCGUCAGAAAACGCGCAUAACUCCCCCGAAUUGAAUCACGCGAGUCCCUCGACGAUUUCGCAACAACAGCAACAACAACAGCAGCAGCAGCAACAACAACAGCAGCAGCAGCAACAACAGCAACACCAACAGGCGCAGCAUCAACAACAACAAGCUCAGCAGCAGCACCAACAGCAGCAACAACACCAGCACCAGCAGCAUCAGCAACAUCAAUUACAACAACAGCAACAACAGAUACAGAACCAAUUGGCAUUGUCGGCUGCUUCCGUGCAACCCGCGAUGAGUCCAUUGACUUCAGUCGCUGGUCUGAGCUCGAUGCCAGGCGUGGUUAACAUGGCCUCCAUGGCCUCCAUGACGAACGUACCAUCGGUCACGAAUAUGGUAUCGAUGUCAAACUACAAUGCCUCGAACGUGGCUGGGUUGAACAUGCUCAACAGCCUCGGCAUGGCUUCCGGAUUGCCUACGCACCUCGAUCCUGCCGCUCUCGCGAAAGAGGUCGCCCAGAAGAAUUACGCGAAAGCCAUUAAGCUGUCUCAGGCGUCGCAAUCUUACGGUAUUAAUCAGCUUACCGCCCUGAAUUAUACCGGUGUAGCUUUGAACAAACAAGCUCUGGUGAAUCCAGCCGCGGCAGCUGGAAGCGCAGGAGUCGCCGGAUUACCGGCGACAACGGCGACACCUAGGCCGGUGAUUCCGAACCUAGCGGGGAUUCCCGGCGCCUUGGCCUCUCCGCUCUCCGCUGGAAUCUUGGCCUACUCGAGACCACCGACCGGCGCUCCUAUCAAUCCUUACUCGUUGAUGAGGCAACAGAUCUUGCCAAAUCCUUACGUUCAAGCCUCGAUACCUGGGGUUCCUGGCGCUGCGGCCGCGGUCCAAGGUAAUCCUUACGUCCAAAAUCCCUAUACGGUUCUACCGGGUGUCGCCAGCAUGCCUGGAGUCGCGGCUGGCGUCGCGGCGGCUGGUGUACCGGGUGUCCCACAGAUACCGCAGAUUCCAAAUCCGGCGACGAUCGCGGCGCAACCGCAGGUUGCUAUUCCAGUCAGCUCGGGCGUGAUCAUGCAGCCGUACAAAAAGAUGAAGACCUCGUAAAUGAAUUUCGUCGGACGAUCGGAGAGGGGGCAAAACACGUUUCUUCCUCUUCCACGUCUACGAACGUUAUGGUUCCUUCUUCUGGGUCCUCUGCGUCCUCUCUUUCGAAUGGGAACGCCGCGUGCCGAUUCUUUCGGAUCUUCUUCGUGGUCUGGCGAUCUUCGAGAUAUCAGGGCCGAGGAGUUUUUUCGUGUGUGUUAAUUUUUAUUCGUUUGACGUAGCUUCGUAGAGUGACUCGUAGAAUAUGGAAUUGGAUAUCGAAGAUUAGAUCAACGUUGCCGACCUAUUUUUUCAUUUAGCGCGAAAGAUAAAUAUGGAGUUUAGCUAGAUAUUAAACGUGUGUCGUUGUAGCGUACAAGGAAUUGAAUAUGUAAGGUGAACGCGACCGUUCCUGUUGAUGAAAGAGAGAAUAUACAGCGAGCGGAUGCGAAACGAGAAAUGAAACGUCGAAGUAAACGAUGAGAAACGCGUAACAAAGAAAUAAACAAACAAACAAGAGUUCCGAAAAAAUGUAGAUUCACUUUCUAGUCAGACAUUGUCGGUGAACAGUGCCUUAUCGACUCAAUUCCACUUGGAGUGUUUCGUAGAUAUGUGUAACGCUUACACGCGACGAAUAGAAAAUAACGACGCGAGAACUUUUGACGAAUACGAUUCAACAUUUUUUCAUUUCUAACCCGUUUCGUUGUGGCGAAAGUAGCAAUGCCGAAACGUCCACGCACGGCGGUUCGAUUUGAUCGUUUCGCGUUUUAUUUUCCCCCAUUCUUAUCUAUUAUUUUCUGUCUUAAAUAGAGCGACUCGACACGAAGACUUGCCAAUUGCACGAGCCAUCGGAAUAAGUUUUUAAUCCCGAUUAUCGCUUCUUCUUUCUCAUUUUUAUUUUCUUUUUUUCUUUUUUAAACACGCUCUAGCUGUAUACUACUAUUAAACGUUUCUUUAUUUCCUUUAUUCGUAGCUUCGAGAGGAAGAAAAAUGCGAGUGAUUUUACUGUUGUAGCGUACGUUAUUUUGUACGAUAAGUACUAGGAGUGAAACGAAAAAUUUGUUGAAAUUUAUACCGCGUGACACCACGUAACCCUUUGUUUUUUUUUGUUCAGAAUAUUGUUUCGUUUGUUGUGACCUAUCGAAGAAAGAAUAUCGUUCCUUCGUCAGAUCAUCAGAUCGAUUAUUGUAUUCUAUAUAUAUAUAUAUAUAUAGGUGUUUGUUCUAUAUUACGUAUAUAAUAUAUUCUAUAUAUUUUUUAUUUUCUACGUGAAGAUGGACGGAAGCGAUGCUCGGCCUAAGUCACGUUACGCGGGUACACGAAACUUGCCUUUUUAAGUCAUAGAAUAUUGUUAAUCCCGUUGUAAUCUUUUCAGUUGGCCUGUUCAAGUCCAUUCUGAGUCGAUUACCGAUUAAUAUUAAUUUAAUUGCUUACGUGUUAUUAAAAAUAUUGCAGUCCUACGCGAAAUAUUUACAGGGGCACCAGAAUUCGCGUACGCUGUAGCACAAAACUAUCCGGACACUUGUUUUCUUUUAGUACGCGGUAAAAAAUGAUACGAAUUUUUAAAACUAACGUGCAAUAAUACAAAUUGUUCUGUUAUUCAAAAUUAUUUCCAGAUUGUUUAAUUACCGAGCUGUAAGUUGGAUAAGAAAUGGUUUUAAAAUCAGAAUAUUCGAUAAGUUGUUGUAUCAACGUGUCUUGUUAUUAAUUUUAAUCGCGUAAGAUAAAUUUAUAAUCUGUCAGCUACCAGCAAAUUUAUAAUUUUAGCUACGUAUAUUUUCAAUAUUUGUCGCUCGCGGCAACGGACAGAGCUUUUACCUUUGAGGCAAAGGUGCCCGAACGAGUAAAUCUAUCAAGCGCGUAAGAAAAGGAAACGCUUGAAAUUCGCAGAUUCAACGGAAACUUUUUCCCACUCGUCGUGAACAAUGACACGCAUAAGUCGUAACAUUCGUUUUCACGAAUUUAGCCUAGCGUGAGAAAAAUGGUUGCCACUACGAAUAUUUCGCGUUAGUCCUUCGUUCGAUCCUUUAUAGUCGAAGUCUGUGGAAUUUUAUUCGCUAUAUAUUAUUGUUCGUUUAUCGUUUCUCAGAUUUUAAUUAUUUUUAAUUAUUUAUCAUAGGUUACUGUUAAAGAAACGGAGAGGCGGAGCGGAAAAGAAGGAAAACAGUGAGACAAAGAGAAACGAAUUUUCAUUCUUUACGAAUCUUACAUUUACUUUAGUAAGGAUAAUCGUACUUUUUCAGCAUCGUUUCGCCUUGAUAAUUAAAUCAAAUAAUAAAAGCGCGUCGCGACAUUUCAAAAACGCCGAUCGUUGAUAUUUGAGACUGGUGUCGUCGGAAUUGUCACUGAAAUUUCUACCGAUCCGAACUCCGCCCUUUCCACUUAGGUUUAGAAAUUAAUUGCAACUAUUAUACUAACGUAUGUUUCCUAGAAACACCUUGCACAUCGAUGAGAUUGAAGCAGAAACGCCGUCGUGUUCCGGGCGAUACUUUUAAACUCGCACGAUUAACGUACGUGCAUAGAUUUUAGCAAACAGACUUCGUCCUGUCUCAUUUUAUCUAGCGCUAUGAUUAUACACAGACAUAUACACGCGCGUGCGCACACACACACACAUACACCCACACACACAUACAUAUAUAUAUGUAUAUUUAUCUAUUAGUAUAUAACAGCGUGUGAACCACCCGAAGACAGUCUGCUGUCUUUUACGUAUUCAAUUCGGGGGAGUAUAAUUUGCAUACAGUGAACCUCGUCAAUUGCAAAUCACGAGCUUAUGCAUUUAGCCGAGAGGGAAAACGAAAAACGGCGAAGGAAAAUAAACCGAUCGUAAGGAGAACGCAAAAAGGGCGUAACGCGGAGUGAUACGAUAGAGUUAACGAAUGAUUAAGAGAAAAUCGAUUAAAAUACGAAAAAAAAAAGGGAAAAAUAACAGAAAAAGACAUGCAUUUACGCGAUUAGCGGAUACGAAUAGAAAAAAAAAAAAAAAAUACAGAAACGAAA